GGUGCAGCUCGGCCAUGGCGGAGUCUGGUUCGUCCGCGCUGCUGGCGGCCGCUCGCCGGGUGCACGAAGAGGCUUUCGGGGGUCCGGCGCUGCUGGCGGUGUGGGCCCCCGGCCGGGUGAACCUCAUCGGGGAGCACACCGACUACAACGAUGGCUUCGUGCUGCCCAUGGCCCUGCAUCUGGGGACGGUGCUGGUGGGAGCCCCCAUGCAGGACGAGACCAUCUCCAUCAUCACCACCUCGGCAGAGGCAGAUGAGCCCCACAAGGUGCAGUUCCCGGCUCCCAGCCAGCAGCCCCCUGAGCCCGGGCAGCCCCAGUGGGCCAACUACGUCAAGGGCGUCAUCCAGCACUACCGGGGUGGUCCCGUGCCAGGCUUCAGCGCUGUCAUGGCCAGUGACGUCCCCCUGGGCGGGGGCCUCUCCAGCUCGGCUUCUCUGGAGGUGGCCACCUACACCUUCCUGCAGCAGCUCUGCCCUGAUGAUGGGGAUUUGGCAGCCAAGGCGCUGGCGUGCCAGAAGGCGGAGCACACGUUUGCUGGGAUGCCCUGUGGGAUCAUGGACCAGUUCAUCUCCGUGAUGGGCCAGGAGGGCCACGCCCUGCUCAUCGACUGCAGGUCCCUGGAGACCGUGCUGGUGCCGCUGAGCGAUGCCAGCCUGGCCGUGCUCAUCACCAACUCCAACGUGCGGCACACGCUGACGGGCAGCGAGUACCCCACGCGCCGGCGGCAGUGCGAGGAGGCAGCGGCGACUCUGGGCAAGCCCAGCCUCAGGGAUGCCACCAUGGCCGAGCUGCAAGAGGCCAGGAGCCGCCUGGGGGAUGAGGUGUUCCGGCGGGCCAGGCACGUCAUCGGCGAGAUAGCGCGGACAGAGGAGGCAGCGCAGGCGCUGCAGAACAAGGACUACAGCACCUUCGGGAAGCUGAUGGUGGAGAGCCACAACUCCCUCAGGGAUGACUAUGAAGUGAGCUGCCCCGAGCUGGACCAGCUGGUGGCAGCAGCCCUGGAAGUCGAUGGGGUUUAUGGCAGCAGGAUGACCGGGGGAGGCUUUGGAGGCUGCACGGUGACACUGCUGGAGGCUGGGGCUGCAGACAAAGCCAAGAAGCACAUCCAGGAGAAAUACAGUGGCAAAGCCACCUUCUACCUCACCAAGCCCUCGGCAGGGGCAAAGGCUCUGCCCAUGUAGAGGAGUGACCACCUCCCCUGGGACCCUUGGGCUGGCAUUGCCUCCCUCCCCAAGGGGAUCAGUUUGUCCAUCUGCAUCACUUGCCUAAUAAAAGCAAAGCAUUUGCACAGUUGUUCUGUGC
This is a messenger RNA of Camarhynchus parvulus, 1302 nucleotides long. It is a transcript of the gene GALK1, whose product is annotated as galactokinase 1. Gene Ontology annotation, cellular component: cytosol; cytoplasm. Gene Ontology annotation, molecular function: ATP binding; galactokinase activity. Gene Ontology annotation, biological process: carbohydrate phosphorylation; galactose metabolic process. NCBI's taxonomy places the organism in Eukaryota, Metazoa, Chordata, Aves, Passeriformes, Thraupidae. The record is from RefSeq and is a predicted model, not a curated record.